AUGACUUCUCCAGCACAGUAUCAGACGCUAUUUCUGGCCGCCUCGUCUCCCCUCUUUACCUACUCUCCCUUCCUCACCGAGAGGACAUCGAACGACGGAGCAUGGAUUAUACCAAGUGCGACAAACUCGUCAACCCAGGACCCUUUGCUAGUGGCGACAUUAGCUUCUGUGCAAUCAGGUCUACUUGGUGCGGAUAUUCAAACCGGAGGUAGCAGUAAUAACGCUUCUGCUGUAAGCCUGAAUGGCGUAUCUGGCAAGUCAUCCAUGCACUAUGGGCACGACGAAAAUCUACAAACUUCUCUGCAAGUCGACCGCAACCCCGAGAUUCCACUUCCUGGCUCCGGGACGCGGAUAGAUCUCGUCCAAUCGACCAGUAACAACAGUUCGGGGAUCCAGUUCGGUCCACAUAACUUGCGGAUGGAGGUCAGCUGCGGACAAACAUGUAACACGGGACAGGCAUUCACUUUUCAAGGCGCUAUCCUGGAAACGCUUCUAGUACCGGUUGGAGCAACUCUAGCCAACGCUACCAUCGACGAUUCGUCAAAAAUCAUCAACUACACAGGAUUUGCUACAAGUGGCGUACAAAACAAAUCGAUUGUACCCAAUGACCUGGUCGAACGGAGUCGUGAGAAGACAUUGAGCUUUACAGCGACAAAGUCGGCAAACGCGACACUCUACUUUACCGGCACCGCAAUUGAAGUCGUUGGCCCUGUCGGGCCGACUCUGUCGACCUAUACUUUGCUCGUCGAUGGCCAGACUAGUCUGACAUACAACGCCUCUGCUCCUGUCUUUGUCGCUCAGCAGACUCUGGGGUUUGUGACGGGUCUAGUGCAGCAGGAGCAUACGUUGUUCAUCAGAAACGAGCUCGAGGGGACCGGAAUAGCUCUGGACGCCUUUAACGUCUGGGGUCAAGGGGUAGCGUGUUUCGGGCAAGGUUGUGCAAACAGCGUGCCGACCCCACCCUCGGCACCACCGCCAGCACAGACUGUGCAGACAACCGUUACGCCUGUUGCUACAGGACCGGGAUAUAUUGCAGGGUCCGGACCGUCGGCUGGCUCUGUAGUCGGCGGUAUCAUAGGCGCGCUCAUCGGCUUGAUCUUAAUCUUUGCGCUCUGGCGAUGGUUGUCCAAGCGCGGUCCGAAAAAGGAAGAGCCCAAGCUGGAUCCUUAUGACGAAGCGAACGCCUUGCCAAACCAGCCGAAUCACUUCGUCAGCAUCAAGCCCAAGGAAGAGCAGGGGUAUAUGUAUCCUGGAAAGACCGCGGGAACCCCAUUCUGA
Molecule: messenger RNA, 1278 nt
Organism: Filobasidium floriforme
Lineage: Eukaryota; Fungi; Basidiomycota; Tremellomycetes; Filobasidiales; Filobasidiaceae
Exons: 7
Coding region: 1-1278 (425 amino acids)
Source: RefSeq, a predicted model, not a curated record